UUUGACUGGGUUUUCCUCAGCGCAACUGAGGAAGACGAUCACGGAGUGAUAGUGAGUUACCGAGUUAGGGUUUCAAACUCAACUCACUCAGUCAAUUUCACCGUUUUUUGUCUUCUCUCUUUCACCGGAGAAAACUACGCUCCGCUCCCUCCUUUCAUUGUCUUUCCAUUUUCCGGCGAGAUUUUCCCGUAUUCCGGUGACCUAGGAGAACAUAAUUCGAUUCUCUGAUUAUAUCACUAGGUUUUGACCACAAAAGUCUUCACUGAAAAAUUCCACUUGCUAUAUUGGCUUUGAUUCAGUCCUUCUAGACGGGUUUUAUUUCUCUUUUUUUUUUUUGAAUUUGCUGAAAAAAUAAAGAUAAUUUUUUUUUAUUACUUUUUUUGAAUUUCAAUAAUCAAUCAUUUAAAUAAUUUUUUAGGGUCUUGUGAAAAUGCCAUAUGUUUUAACUUGAAGAGACAAUCUUUGGCCGUAUUGAUGAAAUUGGUUCAGUGAAUUCCGCAAAAAAUUAUUUGUAUAUAUUUCAAUUUUAGGAAAUGGGCCAGUGAUUAACUUAUACUUUUUUGGAAUUGAUUGGUUUUGAUAUUUAUUUCUUUCAACGCCUGCUGAAUCAUGUUUUUGUUUUUUCAAAGGCUUGAUUUUUGUUAAUUUUUUAUUAUUUUUUUUUUAAUUUUUUCUACAGGUGUGUUUCUUAGUUUGGUUAAUUGAUCUGUGUCUUAUUUUGAAUUGAUCAUUUUCCUAAUAUAGUGGUGUCACUGCAACUGGCAGGAACCACUCGCUCUUUCGACUAUUGGAGUUUUAUUUCUAUCCCUAAACUCUUUGGCUUCCAAAAAGACUUUGAAUCUGUGUUGGAGUUGGACACAUGACUAUCUCUUUGACCCGUUUGGCAUGGUCAGUGUGGGGUGGGAGGGGAAAGGAGGAAAAGCCCGUUUCUAAAGUUUCUGCUCUGAAUUCUUCACCAUCUUCUGAAUGGGGUAUUGCUAAUGACACAAAGAAGAUGGCCCCACCUCAUAGGAAAGAGAGGAGAGUGCAUAGAGAGUAUGGUGAUGUUACGUUGGUGCCAUUUGAUGAUGAUUUCAGUAGUGGUUGGUGCUUGUGCGGUUCUGAAUCCGAUGACUCAGAGUGGUCCAUUGGGUGGUUGGAACCUCUUGGCUCUGGCUUUCAGAGUGAUGAUAUUGAUGGUGAUGGUUUUGCAGUGCUGGUUCCUUGCUAUAAACCUAGCUGCAAGGAGGUGGGGGCCUCAAACAAGGCGCUUUUGAGUGCCAUCAAAAACCUCUCCAAUGGAUUUUCUUCUGCUGGGAAGAGUUGCAUAGAACAAUGGCUGGCUUCUCUUCAGAAUUUUGAAGCGUAGAAAGAAAACUACAUGUUCUUGUGGACCAUUCAGGCAAAAUGCUACCAGUAAAUAGAACAAAGUUAAUGAAGAGUUCUUAUAAGAACUGAUAGGGUCUAAUCUCGCAGGACAUGUUACUACAGCAGGGAAGUUCAAAUGUCUAGUCUCUUCACUGUAGAGAUGCCCCUUGUCUAUAUCUAUAUUUAUUAGUAAUAGAAAAGGCAGCAAAACCCUUUUAAAUGAAAGGAUUCAUUCACAUCUA
Cajanus cajan (pigeon pea) is the source of this 1589-nucleotide messenger RNA. NCBI's taxonomy places the organism in Eukaryota, Viridiplantae, Streptophyta, Magnoliopsida, Fabales, Fabaceae. The record is from RefSeq and is a predicted model, not a curated record.